CAGCCGGCGAGGAGGGAGCGAGAGCGCUGCCGCGACUGGCCGCAAGGGGCGCUGCUGUCUCCGCGGGAGCAGGGCGGGCCAGGACUGCGGUGCCCCGGGGCAGAGCGCGAGGGACCGGGGUGGCGGCGGCGGUGGUGCCCUGAAGCCCGGCCAGGAGGAGGGCGCUUGUUUGCUCAGCGGCUGCCCCCGCUCUUCUUCCCGGCCCGGGGAAGGCUGGGCAAACAGCGCACGUGCGGGGAGGGGAGGAAGAGCCGCGGCUUGAAAAGCCACCCCGUGCUUGGUGCAGCCCCGGGAGCAGCAGCGCCUUACCCCGGGAGAGCAAGCAUCGGUUGCAGCUGCCAUUGCAACGCGCUUUCCGCUUCGCCGCCUGCCCGCUGCGAGGCACUUUCCCCGCUCUGAGCCAGGAGGCCGCUGGGGGGCUCGGCGUAUUUUUAACUUUGCCCGACCGGCGACGAGCCCCGGUGCAGUGGCCAAGUUUGGAGCCGGAGCGCUGCGCUUGCGAGCCCUCCCCCGCCGGGAUGGGCGGCUUGGCUCCGGCUCGCCGUGCUUCGCCUCCAGCCGUCCCCCCGCAGGGUGUGCAGGGCCGACGCUGGUGAAGGGGCCAGCCGCCGGGCCGGUUUGCGCGGGGCAAGCAUGGGGGGCAACCUGGGCUGUCACCGCUCCAUUCCCCGGGACCCGUCGGACUUGUGCCCCAGCCGCAAGUUCAGCGCGGCGUGCAACUUCAGCAACAUCCUGGUCAACCAGGAGCGGCUGAACAUCAACACGGCCACCGAGGAGGAGCUGAUGACCCUCCCGGGGGUCACCCGCACGGUGGCCCAGAACAUCGUGGAGUACCGUGAGUACAUCGGGGGCUUCAAGAAGGUGGAGGACCUGGCUCUGGUCAGCGGGGUCGGGGCGGCCAAGCUGGAGCAGGUCAAGUUUGAGAUUUGCGUCAGCAGCAAGGGCAACUCGGCCCAGCACUCGCCCAGCUCCCUGCGCAAGGACCAGAACCUGGACCACCUGUCCGCGGCCAAGAUCAACAUCAACACGGCCACCUGCGCCCAGCUGAUGAGCAUCCGCGGGGUCACCGAGAAGAUCGCCCAGGGCAUCGCCGACUACCGCAAAGCCCACGGGCCGUUCAAGAGCAUCGACGACCUGGUCAGGGUGGACGGCGUCAACUCCUCGUUUCUGGACCGGAUCCGGCACCAGAUCUUCGCGGAGCGGUCGAGGCCCCCGUCCACCAACACCAACGGGGGUCUCAACUUCACGGUCAAGCCUCACCCCAGCCCCACCUCCCUCAGCCUCCAGAGUGAGGAUUUGGAUUUGCCACCUGGGGGCCCCACUCAGAUUAUCUCCACCCGGCCCACCGUGGAAAUGUUUGGGGGGAUGAGAGAGGGGAAGCCCGUCCUGAGGGUGGCCACUUGGAACCUGCAGGGUUGCUCUGUUGAGAAAGCCAACAACCCCGGAGUGCGUGAGGUCGUGUGCAUGACCAUUCUGGAGAACAGCAUCAAGCUUUUGGCUGUCCAGGAGUUGGUUGACAGAGAUGCACUGGAAAAGUUUUGCAUGGAGUUAAAUCAGCCAACUCUGCCGAAUAUUCGCAAGUGGAGAGGCCCACGAGGGUGCUGGAAAGGAGUUACUUCUGAGAAGGUCUCAGGCGAACCCCAAAAGGGUGUGGAAUAUUUGGGCUUCUUGUGGGAUGUGACUGCAGGUGUAGAGUUGAAGGAUGCCACCACAUAUGAGAACUCGCACACAAAUGGGAAUGGGAGGCAGACGUACCCUCAACCUUAUGUUGCACACUUCAAGGUGGGGAUGAAUGACCUCACACUGGUUAACAUUCAUCUGGCCCCUUUGCUCUCAACGGGGGACAAUGCUGUGAAAAACCACAAUAGCCACAAACUAGCAGCUUUUGCACAGACUCUACAGGAAACACUGAAAGGAGAAAAAGAGGUGAUCAUUUUAGGAUACUUCAGUCAAGCUCCUGACAGCAGCGACUGUGACCUGUUGAGGAAGGAGAAGUUCCACCAUCUGGUCCCCGCCAAUACGUUUACAAACAUCAGCACAAAGAACCCUCAGGGGUCGAAGUCACUGGACAACAUCUGGAUCAGUCGUAGCUUGAAAAAGAUUUUCACUGGUUAUUGGGCAGUGGUCAGAGAAGGUCUCACUAACCCCUGGAUCCCUGACAACUGGUCAUGGGGUGGAGUAGCCUCAAGCCAUUGCCCAGUGUUAGCUGAAUUCUACAUGGAAAGAGACUGGAGCCGAAAGGAAGCAAUUCGAAAUGGCAACGGGGUGACGGUGGAACGUAGCGACUCUAAUACGAAACACGAGCGAUGAUGGUCCGCACGGCCAGACCUUCAUUCUCAUGCCUGGAAGGAAUGGUGGAAAGACCUGACUGUGAACCAGAACUGCCUUUUUUUCUCAUUUAAAAAAGAAUCGGCUUCUGCUUUUAACAUCUUCCUUUCCCAUCCUCCCUGCUCUGCGCCCCUCUGUGAAUGUUUGAGGGUGUCUUAUUGCCAUAGAAUGGUUUGUGAUUUUUUUUAAAAUGGAGACAUGGUGGACACUUCUGUGCUUGGAUAACUGCAAAUAAAAUGCACUUUUUAAUACUGUAA
Molecule: messenger RNA, 2585 nt
Organism: Sphaerodactylus townsendi
Lineage: Eukaryota; Metazoa; Chordata; Lepidosauria; Squamata; Sphaerodactylidae
Gene: EEPD1
Product: endonuclease/exonuclease/phosphatase family domain containing 1
Exons: 7
Coding region: 634-2310 (558 amino acids)
Biological process (GO): DNA repair
Cellular component (GO): plasma membrane
Molecular function (GO): DNA binding
Source: RefSeq, a predicted model, not a curated record